AUGGCAUUUGAGGAUCCAGAGUGCCCUCAUGGCAUUCGUCUUGUCAUAGAGGACUACCCUUACGCUGUUGAUGGACUUGAGAUAUGGGAUGCUAUAAAGAAAUGGGUUCAUGAAUAUGUUUUCUUGUACUACAAAUCGGAUGACACACUUAAAGAAGAUCCUGAGCUGCAAGCUUGGUGGAAAGAACUGGUAGAGGUGGGUCAUGGUGACAAGAAAAAUGAGCCAUGGUGGCCUAAGAUGCAAACUCGUGAAGAGCUAGUUGAAGCUUGCACUAUUGUCAUAUGGACUGCUUCAGCACUACAUGCAGCUGUUAACUUUGGACAAUAUCCUUAUGGAGGUUUAAUCUUAAACCGUCCAACUCUUAGUAGGCGAUUCAUGCCAGAGAAGGGUUCUGCUGAGUAUGAGGAGCUGAGAAAGAGCCCUCAGAAGGUUUUCUUGAAGACUAUUACACCAAAGUUUCAGACCCUUGUUGACCUUUCUGUUAUAGAAAUCUUGUCAAGGCAUGCUUCUGAUGAGGUCUACCUAGGUAAGAGGGACAAUCCAAAUUGGACAUCUGAUACAAGGGCAUUAGAGGCUUUCAAAAGGUUUGGAAACAAGCUGGCAGAAAUUGAGAAUAAACUCUCACAGAGAAACAAUGAUGAGAAACUGAGAAACCGCCAUGGACCAGUUAUGAUGCCUUAUACCCUGCUUUUCCCUUCUAGUGAUGAAGGUUUAACUUUCAGAGGAAUUCCCAACAGCAUCUCUAUCUGA
Sphenostylis stenocarpa is the source of this 750-nucleotide messenger RNA. NCBI's taxonomy places the organism in Eukaryota, Viridiplantae, Streptophyta, Magnoliopsida, Fabales, Fabaceae. The record is from the annotation of a GenBank genome assembly.